GUAUCAACGACAGCUACCAUAGCGACGUAAUAACAAGAAAUAAGAAUAUCGGUUGAAUAUAGAAUAAUCAAUUUGGGCACAUUGGCUCCCAUCGAAAAAAACCACAAAUUUUAGGUUUGCGAUUUCGAUUUCGAUCUCGAUCUUGGCGACAAAUAUAAAUUUUUGCUUUUUGGAAAACGGCUUAGCGACCGUCAUUGCUCAAUAUGGCCAUGAUGGACCCGGGCGCUUGGAAUGGGCAAGACCAGACACUAUCUUCGACAGGCGAAGAUGACUUCCAACAAUUUCUCGAGAUGGGAGGGAUGUCUAAUUUGGGGGACGGGUUACAAUUCGAUUUCCAAGACUUCGGGAGUAAUAAUGGUUCUUCGAUGAUGCACCAACAACAUGGUGAUUCUAUAGACACUCCCAUGAGUAACUCGGAUGUCCCGACAAUUAUCGCAAGGAACGAUAUGGGACAACAGAGCCAAAUGUCCCCGAUGACAUCUGCUCCGAGUCACUCAGGAAUCCCGUCGCAGAUGAUGCCUCAACAUCAUACACCCUCUGAUCCUAUCUCCGAGAUAGAUGCGCAAAUCCAGUUUCUACAGCAGCAAAGGCUUCAACAGCAAAGGAGGCAACUUGCGGAGCAGCAGAGGCAGUUCCACGAACAACAAGCAGCUUUCUACGCCCAGCAGAGAAAUAUGGUGCCGCCAACCCCGCAGAGCCUCGAGAUUCAGGCUGCGAAUCAAUUUUUUGUCCAGCAGGACCAGGCGCAUUCCUCUGGCAUGUUUGAUGGAUAUCAUCUUAAAGAGCAACAAGAUAUGGCCUUUACUCCGCUAGUUUCUCCUGCGGUGACCCCCCUUGAACCUCAUUUUCCAGUCGACCCUGCAUUUACUCACUCGGGGCCCUACUUUAGUCCCUUAACAUCUCCCGCGCUACACGCGCAAAAUGAGUCGACGACUUUUGAUCACAGGAAUUCGGGCCAGACCACCAAUUCCCCCGUAGAAAUGGAAAUCGAACCCUCACUAUCCACUAACAGCACAGUGAACUUAUCGAAGAAAGUCCGAAAGAACAAUGCUACUAAGGCCAGAAAACCAAAUGUUCGACAGUCUCCAAUCACAAAACCUCAAAGACGGAAAACUGCUUCAACCCCCAUAAUGAAUGCUCAGGCACUGGGCGAGUUGACUGAAUCUUUGGCUGAGAGCUUGGAACACCCACCGAAACCGAAAUCAGUCUCGGCAACAUCUACCGAGGAGUCAGAAAAUGCCUCGGUGUCUCCAGAAGCCCUUUCAGAUAUGCCGCCUCCGCCGCUCCCUCUGCCUCGCUCAGCUAGACAGUCUCCGUACAUUCAGCCACAGAGCAGCCAACCAAAUCAAACCAACGGCAAUGCGGCACCUUUAGCGUUGCCAGGCUCUCUAGCUGGUAAACCGUCGCCCGCGACCCCGGCCUCGCUAUUCAGGAUUUCGCCAAAGAGCAAGUCGGCUGAUUCAAACAAUCCGGAGCAAACCGGUUCUGAACAUAUAGAAAGCUUUGAGCUUCCCGAAUCCGUCAAUUUCUCGAAACCUGACCUCCCAUCGAUUGAUACUCGACAACCAACCAAAUCACCUGCCGAAGUCGAGACGGCAAAGACUUCUAAUUUCCAACCACUUCCAUCUCCUGUUCUCCCUAAGCCUACACAUUCGGCAACAGCAUCCGCAACCCAGAGUCCUCAACUUACACCCAAAUCGGGAACCCCUAAUUUGAGAAAAACUCCACUUAUAGCUCCGAGAGGGCCUAAGAAGAGGGCGAGUAUCAGUUCAGUAUCACCAGCUCUUCGACCAAAAAUAUCGCCCAGUAUCAAGCCGUUGCUCCCAGGGACGCCUGGAUUAUCUGCCGAAGAUUCUGCUUCAAGGUUACUAGCAUCUAAGUCAAAUUACCAGAACAUAUUAGAGGGCAACACUGUACCCGGAGUUUCAUACCCGAGCGAAUUGUCGACCAACUUAACAUCAAAACGAACUUCGCAUAAGAUUGCGGAACAAGGUCGUCGGAAUCGCAUUAACUCGGCACUUCAGGAAAUUGCAACCUUGCUGCCGAAGAGCGUGACGAAAGACCUGUGCGAGGGUGAUGGAGAAGGCGGGAACGGAGAUAAGAAAGACGGCAAACAAUCGAACACACCGAACAGCAAAGCUAGCACAGUGGAGUUGGCAAUCAUAUAUAUUAAACAACUACAACAAGAAAUAGCAGAAGCGAACAAGAGAGCCGACGAAGCCGAAAAGAAGCUCGAAGAAAAAGCAACGGUGAGUUGACACUAGUGGAAAGGUCAAGGCCGAAAGUCAUGGCUAUUUAAUUACCUACUAAAAGUUAGUAUGUUGGUCUGGUUUUUACAUAUCUUACUGGCGCACCGGCUUGCCCCUAUUGAUAGAGAGCACUUCACGAGUCGACAUAGUUACGGGAGGAAUAUAAUAUGAACCACCGCUAGCUAGUUACUAUCUAAUGAAAGCUACAAAAAUAUAUGAUCAUAUAUGAUUAAGGGAUUUAGAAUUGCAUAUUGAGGAGGAAGAUGGUUAUUUGUCGGAGUAAAGCAUCAUCACGAUCUAAGUAUCAGGGGCUUUGAGGAACAAAAGCAUUUGUAUUGUAUUUACGUGGUAUGUACUUGUUACAAUAUUUGGACAUCUAGAUUCAGGGUUGAUAUUAAUUCGCCACAUGUGGAUGAUAGAAAUACCCAGCUGGAAAUGAGAUUCAUUCAAUCA
This is a messenger RNA of Annulohypoxylon maeteangense, 2702 nucleotides long. Its product is annotated as helix-loop-helix DNA-binding domain-containing protein. The transcript is spliced from 2 exons. The record is from RefSeq and is a predicted model, not a curated record. Lineage: Eukaryota; Fungi; Ascomycota; Sordariomycetes; Xylariales; Hypoxylaceae. Gene Ontology annotation, molecular function: protein dimerization activity. The coding region runs from base 204 to 2258 and encodes 684 amino acids.